Messenger RNA from Aricia agestis (brown argus), 4145 nucleotides. It is a transcript of the gene Sec24AB, whose product is annotated as protein transport protein Sec24A. Gene Ontology annotation, cellular component: endoplasmic reticulum exit site; COPII vesicle coat. The transcript has 16 exons. Gene Ontology annotation, biological process: endoplasmic reticulum to Golgi vesicle-mediated transport; COPII-coated vesicle cargo loading; intracellular protein transport. Gene Ontology annotation, molecular function: SNARE binding; zinc ion binding. The record is from RefSeq and is a predicted model, not a curated record. Lineage: Eukaryota; Metazoa; Arthropoda; Insecta; Lepidoptera; Lycaenidae. Bases 169 to 3906 code for a protein of 1245 amino acids.
CGCUUUAAAAUCGCUCAGCCACGUAAGUCGGGGUCGAAUUUUACUUCCCAGAUUUAUUUUUCGUAGUAAAUUUUAAUUUGUGUGUAACAUGUGAUAAUGGUUUUAUAAUAUACAACUGUGUGAAAACUAUUAAUGCUAACCUUAAAGCCCGCAAUCGAAUGACAAAUCAUGUCGCAAGCACCAAACCCCUACAACAAUGCCCCAGGCCAACAAGCACCGAACCCGGGAAUAUUCCAGCAAUAUAGUCAAGUUCCAGCAAACAACCUAGCGGGAACUACGAAACAAGAUGGAAAUUCCAAUAGCACUGUACCAGGGAUACCACCAACAAACCAUUACACACAGAGUGCAAACAGUUCGCCCGCAUUCAACAAUCCAGGGAUGUUUCCGCCGCCAACGAGCUUACAAUCCUCCCCUAUGAGACCAAUUAAGCCUGUAGCUAACCCAAGCCAAGUUCCAACGCAGAACAUUCCUCCGAAUGUGAGUAGCCAAGCAAAUAUGCCCCCAGCCCCCUCAUAUUAUCCUCCGAACAUUCAACAGGGACAAAUAAAUAAUAAUGCACCACCUCUCGUUCCUUCUAGUCAGUUCCAACCUUUCGUUAAUGGUCCUCUGGGACCACCUUCUCAAAAACCUCCCAGUCAAUAUCCUCCAUCAUCGGCUACUUUUAGCCCAACACCUGUGAGUCAACAACCACCUGGACCUCUAGGGCCACCUUUUCAAAGACCACCCAGCCAAUUCCCCCCAUCAUCUACCUCUUUCAGUCCCACACCUGUAAGUCAACAACCACCUGGACCAUUCGGGCCACCUUCUCAAAGACCACCCAGUCAGUACCCCCCUUCAUCGACAUCUUUUAACCUGAAACCUGUAAGUCAACAACCAUCAGGGCCCGUUGGGCCACCUUCUCAAAGACCACCCAACCAAUUCCCCCCAUCAUCAAACUCUUUCAGUCCUACACCCGUAAGUCAACAACCGCUGGGGCCAGGCUCUUAUAUGCCUGGAAUGCCACCUUCUAUGGGAGCUCAAAGACCACCCACAUCUGUGCCUUCUACAAGCCAGCCGAACGUCCCUUUCAGUGGUCCUCUUAUGCCUGGGUCCAGAAAUAGUCCUAUGAUGAGUGGAGUAGCUCCAUCUGGCCCCAGGAAUAGCCCCUCAAUGGGUCCACCUACUAGCAUAAUUCCGAGUGGAUCUCAAGGCCCAGGAGUACCUUCCGUGGGGCCACCGAAAACAAAUUUAAAUGGCCCAUCUAUUCCUCCCCCACAAAUGGGUCCACCUAGAGGGAUACCAAGCGGACCAUCCUCCUUACCUCCAAUGCCAGGAUUCAACCAUCACAAUGGUCCCAUGAGCCAGCCUACAGCACCAGGAUACCAACAGGGGCCGCCAAAUGCCAACAGUGGUCCACCGAGUAUGCCCGGCAUGAGUGGACCAAGUAUGCCUAUCCCUCCCAUGCCACAGCCGAUGCCUGGGGGACAGGGCGCAAUGAACGGACCACCGAAGACCAACUUUCAGAACAGAUAUCCUCCAAUGCCUCCAAGCAAUUUAACACCGCAGCAGCAAGCUCAGAUACAGCAGAAUAUAGCUAAGCAGUUUCCCCAAUCUCAUACUUAUGGCGUUAGUGGUGUUACACAGCAGAUGAACCAGUUGAGUGUCACUAAACAAGGCUUCGACCAGCUUUGGGGACACCAGAUGGUGGACCUCAUGCAGUGUAAGCACAUCCUACCGGAGUACCCCGAGGAUCCUCCAGAGAUUAAACUUGGACAUCAAUUUGCCGAGGCACCCAACUGUAGCCCUGAAAUCUUCAGAUGUACAGUGAAUCGUAUACCAGAGACAAAUAAUUUGCUACAAAAGUCCAGGCUACCUCUUGGUAUCCUGAUACAUCCUUUUAAGGAUCUCAAUCACCUACCAGUGAUACAAUGCACGACGAUAGUGCGAUGCCGCGCGUGCCGCACCUACAUCAACCCCUUCGUUUACUUCGUGGACGCCAAGCGUUGGAAGUGCAACCUGUGCUAUCGGGUCAACGACUUGCCCGAGGAGUUCCAAUACGACCCCGUGAGCAAGUCGUACGGCGACCCGUCCAGACGGCCGGAGAUCAAGUCGGCGACCAUCGAGUUCAUAGCGCCCAGCGAGUACAUGCUGCGGCCGCCCCAGCCCGCCGUCUACCUGUUCCUGCUGGACGUGUCCCAGGUGGCGCGGGACUCGGGAUACUUGCAGAUAGCAUGCGACACCAUCAAGGAGAAUCUAGAUCAGAUGCCGGGAGACGCGCGUAUGCAGAUCGGCUUCAUCUGCUACGACGCGCAUAUCCACUACUACCUGAUGAGCGACGGCCGCUCCAGGCCACAGGAGAUGACAGUCCUAGAUAUUGAUGACAUAUUCCUCCCGUCGCCGGAGUCUCUACUGGUGAACCUGGGCGAGAACCGCGACAUGGUGACGGAGCUGCUGACGAUCCUGCCCAAGCGGUUCGCGAACCCCGGCGCCCCGGCCUCCGCGCUCGGGGCGGCGCUGCAGGCCGCGCACAAGCUCAUGGCGCCAACCGGUGGAAGAAUAACAGUUUUCCAAACGUGUCUACCGAAUAUUGGACCAGGCGCGUUACAAUCAAGAGAGGACCCCAACGCGCGGUCGGGCAAGGAGGUGGCUCACCUCAACCCAGCGACGGACUUCUACAAGCGGCUGGCGCUCGACAGCAGCGGCGCUCAGGUCGCCAUAGAUCUGUUCCUGCUUAGCGCUCACUACUGCGACCUGGCUACGCUCAGUGGCAUGUCGAAGUUCUCCGGCGGCAGCGUGCACCACAUCCCGCUGUUCCGCGGCGCGCGCGCGUGGCAGGCGGCGCAGCUGCGGCGCAUGUUGGCGCGAUACCUCACGCGCAAGAUCGGCUUCGAGGCGGUCAUGCGGGUUCGGUGUACCAGAGGCAUAUCAAUCCACACGUUCCACGGCAACUUCUUCGUGCGUUCCACCGACCUGCUGUCGCUGCCAAACGUGUCUCCUGACGCCGGGUUCGGCAUGCAACUGACUAUAGAGGAGUCGUUAGCUGACCUCCAACAGGUGUGCUUCCAAGCCGCCUUGCUGUAUACCAGCAGUAGAGGGGAGAGACGGAUACGUGUCCACACGCUAGCCCUGCCGAUCGCCAACACGCUGCCCGACGUGUUACACGCGGCCGACCAACAGGCCAUGAUUGGACUUCUGGCUAAGAUGGCGGUCGACCGUUGCGCGAGCGCAUCGAUGUCGGAGGCGCGCGAGGCGCUGACCAACGUGGCAGUGGACGUGUUGUGCGCGCAACGCCUGGCGCAGAACCUCCCCGCUGGCGCACUCAGCCCGUCGCUCCAGGCGCCCAUGUCGCUGCGCCUGCUGCCGCUGUAUAUACUGGCGCUGCUCAAGCGGAAAGCGUUCCGCACGGGCACAUCGACGCGGCUGGACGAGCGCGUCGGCGACAUGCUGCUGAUGAAGUCGGCGCCGCUGGGCCAGCUGCUGCGCGCGGUGUACCCCGAUCUCUACGCGCUGCACACGCUGGCGCAGUACGCCGAGGCGCGCGAGCCCGACCCGCCGCGCCUGCAUCUCACCGCUGAGAGGAUAAACUCAAACGGCGCAUACCUGCUAGACGACGGGGAGACGAUGAUGAUAUACAUCUGUCACGGCGUAUCACCGGCGUGGCUGUCGGACACAUUCGGCGUGGCGGCGUACACCCAGAUACAGGACGACGCCCGCGAGUUGCCCCUCAUAGAGAGUGAAGGCAAUGAAUUACUGCACGCGUUCAUAGAGAAGCUAAACGAGGACCGACCUUACCCGGCCAAUAUUGUUGUGUUGAGGGAUAACUCACCAUCAAAAACCAUGUUCACCGAGAGAUUAGUGGACGACAGAGUGGAAUCCGCCUUCUCCUAUUAUGAGUUCUUGCAGCACAUCAAGAACCAAGUGAAAUGAGUGAAAGACUUGCAGUGAAAGUGUUAGACUAUGUGAAAGAGUAAAGUGAAACGCCAAAGUAUCAUAGAUACUGACACUGCCCUAACGCUAGCAUGUUUCGAGGUAAGAUAUCAUUAGGCUGUACAGAGUUAUACAGGUUUUAUCAGGGUUAAACGGGAAACAUGGUAAGUCCUGAUAAUAUACGUUAGCACAGGGGUUCCCAAUCUUUUUCAGCCUGCGGCGCACUUACAAGUCUCAAU